Xyrauchen texanus (razorback sucker) is the source of this 5826-nucleotide messenger RNA. RefSeq names its product ADAMTS-like protein 4. Gene Ontology annotation, biological process: extracellular matrix organization. The coding region runs from base 219 to 3626 and encodes 1135 amino acids. The record is from RefSeq and is a predicted model, not a curated record. The transcript has 17 exons. Gene Ontology annotation, cellular component: extracellular matrix. NCBI's taxonomy places the organism in Eukaryota, Metazoa, Chordata, Actinopteri, Cypriniformes, Catostomidae. Gene Ontology annotation, molecular function: metalloendopeptidase activity.
CAGGAGAGAGGAAAAAAAGCUACACCCCUCUUUCGACCACUCUAACCGAAGGGAGUGUUGUGUGUUUGAGAGUGUGUGACAAGAACGAGCUAGAGGAAAAACUUCGCCAAGCUACUCCGCGAACUUUGCUACUCUUGUGUACGCACUGCGCGUGCACAACUAGAGUCACAACGGAACUUUGCGCGAGACGGACAGCAGUUCACGCGCCAGACAAGAGAAUGAGGACUGGAUCUGUGUGCAGACUGUGUGCAUUUUGGUGUGGUGUGUUGCUUGUCCUGACUUCAACAAGAGCUGAUACAGCGGAGAAGCCGGUAUCUGGAAGGCAUUCUCGUCAGGUAGAGGAGGAGGGGCUUGAAGGAGUGUGGGGUCCAUGGAGUGAGUGGGUGGAGUGUUCUCAGAGCUGUGGAGUAGGAGUGUCUGAGAGGGGGAGACAAUGCAUGCCACCGCCCCAAACCCCACCCCUCAUCUGGAACAGGCCAGCAUACCUGCCCCCAGGUUUCCCAAACCACACCCCUGUGAUCUCUGCUGUCAGGCCCUACUACAACUCUAUGUAUCCUGGCAACGAGCCCCCUCCAUAUGGAGCAGGAGCCAAUCAGAAUCCUGGAUUACCCCUCUACCGAAAUGAAGCUGGUAGUGCUGGGCCUGUGCAAUUUGGCCCUUCCAAUCAGGAGCCAGGACCACUUCCGUACAGUCAGCAUGGAAGAGUUCCCGUACGAUCGUCUAGUCAUGCAGGAGGAAGAGCUGUCGGCUCUGGCAGCAGGAGGUCUAGUUCUUCUAUACGUCCUGGACAGUUUGGGUAUGGCAGGGUCCCCUUCUCUCUCCCCCUACACAGACAAAACCGGCAUGUGCACAACACAGGCCGCCACAACAACAACACCACCACAGACAGUCUCGUUGCUAUUGUCAUUAAUUCCAACUUUCGUGAAGACAAAAUAGAGGUAGAUGUAGAAAGAAGUAACACAGAGGCAGCCAAGAUCAACAGAGAACAAAAAGAAAAGAGAAGAGAGAAAGAUAUGGAGGCAGUUACCAUGACAACAGAUGCUGAGAGGAGUGAUAUUGCAGCAGAGGGACCAAGUGACGGCAAGACACCCAGAUGGGCAGAAAGAACGCGGGAACGAGAGAGAAUCGCCCAUUUCCGGUCCUCGACCCAGAGACAAAGCCCAGCACACGCAGCUCGUGACAAACGCAUCGACGGACGCGCUUCUCGACAAGUCCCACACUCAUACUCACGCAUUAUCCACCGAGGACACACUCCCAGAGACCCUCCUCCCUACAGCCUGCCUAUGCCCCUCAUCCAAACACCCACAAACCCCAACCCCGAACCAUGGGUCCUGCACAACGGCUCCCAGCCACCCAGAAAUGAAGCAGAGAGGGGCUGGACGCCACCAGCGGCUCCUGGAAACUACAGGUGCUCUGGCAAGGACAGAGAGUACCGCAGGUGCAGUCUACAGGCAUGUCCAGGUGCUGCAGUAAACUCCAGGGCUGAGCAGUGUGCAGCGUUCAACAGACAGGAGUUUAUGGGACGCGUGUAUGACUGGGAGCCUUUCACAGAAGUGGGUCUGGAGCAGCAGUGUGAGUUGACCUGUCGGCCCAUCGGUUAUCGUUUCUAUGUCCGGCAGGCGGAGAGGGUACGAGAUGGAACUCCGUGUGCUAAUAACACACCCAAUGACGUGUGUGUGGGAGGACGCUGUCUGAUUGAGGGUUGUGACGGUGUGUUGGGCUCCGAGUUGGUUCGGGAUCGCUGUGGUGUGUGUGGAGGUGGAGACGGAACCUGCAAGCGCAUCACCGGAAGUUUCCUGAACACAAGUGUUCCUCUGGGUUACCACAAAAUCCUUGACAUCCCACCUGGAGCUACGGCUAUUAACAUCACAGAGAGAAGAGCCAGUCCAAACUACCUGGCCCUGCGCAGUGGAACAGGUCAGUCUGUGGUGAACGGACGCUGGGCGGUCGAUCCGACUGGAGAAUAUCAGGCAGGAGGGACCACCUUCAUGUACAGCCGCCCCAAAGCUGGGCCUCACGAGCAGGAAGAAGAGAGAGGAGAAUCCCUUGCUGCACCGGGACCCACAACUGCCCAGCUGCAGCUAUAUAUUAUUUUCCACAGGCAGAAUCCAGGCAUAGACUAUGAAUAUUACAUCCCAGUGGAGAAAAAGAGAGACGAAGAGAGAGAGUUACAGAGAGAGAGGGAGAGGGGACGGGCGGCGCUCCGAGAAAUCAGUGCUCUCUCAGUUCCCAUUGAAAACCCCAUUGUUCCUCCCCCUGUGUCGUCUUCUGAUGCCUCUCCUUCAUUUUCAUUCCCUUCCUCUUCCUCCUCAUCUUCCUCCUCAUCUGAUCGAUGGCCAGCAGAGAGGCCCCGCCCACAGGGUGCAGGACCCAAUCGUAACGCUCGGAUCCCUCCACGCACAGACCUUCCAUUGGAUAAUCAGCCACCGUUCGUGUGGCGCAGAGGGCCGCUCACUGAAUGCACUGCUUCCUGUGGCAAAGGCUCUCAGUACAGAGAUAUUGUGUGUGUGAACAGAGACACAGAACAGGAAGUUAAUGAGAGAAGGUGUGACUCUGCAACUAAACCAACCCCAGAGGAAGAACCAUGCAACGUCCAUCCGUGUCCACCGUUCUGGGAGACAGGAGGAUGGUCAGAGUGUAGUAUUUCCUGUGGCUGGGGUGUGCAGCAGCGUCAGAUACAGUGCAGACAAAGUUUUGGGAAUCGUUCUACGAUGGUUCAACCGCAACGCUGUGCAGGUCUUACCCGGCCGAACGCCACACAGCCCUGCCACCCACGUGUCUGCUCCCACUGGGAGAUCAGCACCAACUGGAGCGCGUGUUCAGUGGAUUGUGGAGUAGGAAAGAGAACCCGGAGUGUACGCUGUGUCAGUAAACAUGGUAACAUUGUGAAUGACAGGGAGUGCAAUGACAGGCUCCUCCCACAACGAACUGAAGACUGUCACAUGGGUCCCUGUGUCACUAACUGGUACUUCACUGAUUGGACACACACUUGCUCUGCGGCAUGUGGACCGGGUGUCCAGAGGAGAGAGGUGGUGUGUCUGACCAGAGGAGGCAGGAGAGAAAAAAAUCUAGGAGGAGAGUGUGUGGGGGAGAAACCGGCUGAUAUGAAGGCUUGUAACGGGGGACCCUGUACAUCCACACAUCUCUGGUACACUGGACCCUGGGUACAGUGCAAUGCAGCAUGUGGGAACGGCACCCAGCGCAGAGACAUCAUCUGUGUGAAAAAGACAGGCAGUGAUUUUACAGUGAGCAGUGCCAGUGAGUGCUCACACCUGGACAAACCGUCUCCAGUGCAGCCGUGUGAACUGCAGCCCUGCAGACCGCGGUGGUUCAUCACUGAAUGGAGCACGUGCUCUCGUUCUUGUGGUGAAGGUAUGCAGACAAGAGAGGUACGGUGUCUCACAGUAGACAAACAGCACAGCACAUCAUGUGAUCCCGACGCCAAACCUGCACUGGAACAGCCUUGUAAUACAAUUCCCUGCAGUCCAUUUGAAGAUGAGAACUGCAAAGACAGACGGCAUAACUGUGUGAUGGUCGUCCAGGCUCGACUUUGCGUCUACUCGUAUUACAAAUCCGCCUGCUGUGCUUCCUGUACCCAGAGUGCUCAGCGGGCCAAAAGACAUUAACCCUACACAGGUUAAAGGACCUGCUCUGGACCUACUGAGAUUCCCUUCAGUCCAACCAGACCUAAAACCAAUCAGUGAUUCGAUCACAAGAGUCAGCCAAUCAGUGGCUAUAUCAGGUCCAACUGGAAUUCCAGGAGAGAAAGCCAACACAUAUUGAACUGAUAUAAGGUCCCCAAAGUGAAAGUUUUUAAAUGCUAUAUGGGCUCUAUAGGCACAACUGACUCCAGGUCUGUGCUCACCAGUAGUUUUCCCCCAAUGAUGAAGACUCUGACUGUACCCUAUACUAUCAGUGAGGAUGCCAAAUAAACCCCAGUGCCUUUAAAUAUUCUCCAAACAAAUGCACUGAUGUCACUAGUCCAUAUUCUGGACACUUAUAUGAAGAGUUUGUCAGUUGCAUUGGAACAAUUCGAGAAGUUGGUUUUACCUAGAGAUAUUAGCUGAAGUGUUUCAUGUAAUUGCGAGUUAGUCGACAUAAUUGGAAUCAGAAUCACUGUUCACUACAUGGUCAAAAGUUUCUGGACACCAGGAUCCAAAAUGGACUUUUCCAUGAACGGGCAAUAUUUGGUGGUUUUGAUAUUAAAUGUUCAACACACUCAUUAAGGAUUAGUGUUUGGGUGCACGCAUACUUUUGGCCAUGAACUGAUCUUCAUUCAAUCUAAAUGCAGGAACUGACUGGGAUGCAGGAUGCAUCUCACAGACUUUUCUCACUUUGUGUACAUAAGAAACAAAUCUAUAGGGUGCACAUAGUCCAAAAGGUUUCAGCAAGUUUGAGACAAAUACACUGUACACAUGAUGUACAAUUACAUAAACAGCCAUUCCCCCUCGAAUACGGUAUUUUCCCUUGUCUCAGACCCCUAAAUCGUACCUCAGAUAGUAGUACUUUUGUCAGAAUGCAUAAAUGCUACAAUAUGUACUCAUUAUGUCUAAAUCUAUCUAAAAUCUUUGGCUUUGUUCAGACAAACUCAAAUCUGUUCAGUUGUUUGUUGUCUGACUAUUCAGGCUACAAGAAAUCCAGUUUUUACAAACCACAUUUUUGUGAUUUUUGGAAAUGUGUCAAUAUGAACGGUCAGAUCAGAUUUCAAGUAUUAUUGUAUUUUUUAUUAUUUGGGACAUGAUGUGUGUGUGAUGUCAUACACGAUGCACAGUAAUGUCAGUAGGAUAUUGAUUACACUGUCGGUCCAAAAGAUCAGAUAGGAUAAAUUAUUUCAAAUUGGUGUGAAAAACAACAUUUUAUUCACAUGUAUUUGUCAUUUCUGCUCUAUAAUGAGGAGAAAGAUGUUAUUUUUGAUCAGCUCUCAGUGUCUGAUUCAGUUGUUGUUCCUUUAAACUAGGCCACAUCAGUCAAUCAGUGUUUCAUGUUUUCUUAUUUGUUGUUGUUUUAAUUUGUUCCCCACAAUGUACAUUUGUAAAAGUCCAUUACUGAAUCGAACUUUUAGAAGCCCUACCAGUUUUAAUGUUGUUGUUAUUAUAAGAUGUAAGAUAUUCUUGCUGUGCAUUCCCUAUUUUUAAUAUAUAAACUACCAAACGCCCUGCUUGUGUAUUAGCAGAAUGCAUUUAGGGCAGCAUUUUUUGUGCUUUGUAUUCAUUGCUUAAGUAAUAAACAUGCAAACAGUAUAGCAUACUUAAUCAUUUUUCAUCCAAUGCAACAAACAAGGCAGGACUGUUCUUCUGGAUCAAGCUGCUUGUCUUAUACAUUCUCCAGCUUUAACCACUAGGCUAGCACAACCUCUUAUGCAAAUGAGCGACUGAAUACAAAAAUAAAUAAUGGCAGAGAUGGGGUGGAUAUCUGGCCCAAAAAAAGACAGUCCUCACUCACUGCAAAAACCUCUAAACUUUGUGUGUGCGUGUGUUUAGUUGUGUCUGAGAGAUUAUGUACAUAUUUUAUAUGUGUAGUAUCACAUACAUCCAGAUAGGUAGCAAAUACCCUUUAUAAGAAUUCAAAAAGAUACUUUUAAAUAAAGCAACAAAUAUAGUGAUUUGUCCAUGAUAAAAUAAAUAUAAUGUAUUAAUUUUUUUCUGAAAUGGAUCAGUUUCUGUUUGGAAAUUCAAGAUCAAUUUGUCGAUGUAAUGAUAUACAUUUAUGUUGCUUUGUUAUGAAGAAAAAAUAAACAUUGUGUACAGACUUUAUCACAAUUAUUAUACAUAAUAAACAAAUCUAAAGCCAGUCUCUACCCUUUUGUCAUCUCAUUUGGCUUCCAAA